Messenger RNA from Leptidea sinapis, 1199 nucleotides. RefSeq lists its product as uncharacterized. The coding region runs from base 132 to 704 and encodes 190 amino acids. Lineage: Eukaryota; Metazoa; Arthropoda; Insecta; Lepidoptera; Pieridae. The transcript has 2 exons. The record is from RefSeq and is a predicted model, not a curated record.
AGAUUGCAGUAUAUUAUGUUUGCAUUCCAAGCUCUGUUAAUUCCUGGCACAUUGGAAAUGUACAUAUGUAUGUCUCAGUGCACUUAUAAUAUUCUCCGGUCUGCUUUAGAUUAUUCAAUGGAAUCAUCAAAAUGAAAUAUGUAGCACUUGCCUUGUUACUUCUCAUCAGCAUCGAAACGGUUUUCGGCGGGGAUAUCAUCGUAGAGUCAAAGGAAGAUGAAUGUAGACAAUACUCUUCAUGUUCGAUUUGCAUCUCGCAAAGCGCUUGCACUUGGUGUGUUACCAAGAGUCGGUGCACCAAGCAAGCAUGCGGAAACGAUAACGUCAUAUACCCACAACACAUCCAGGCACUUAUGUCUGGGCCAGAAUUCUGUCCGAGAGUCAAAGAACCAAAACAGUUAACGAUCAAAAGCGGCACAAGGGAAUUGAUAACUGUAAGAAUCACCCAAAUAUAUCUCUACAUGGCAUUCACUCCGUGGAAAUGCAAGAUAUCUGUCGACAAUAAAGAGAAGGUGGUACCCGCAGCGUUAAUAGGGGACAAAGUCUAUUGCGAAUCCGUAGAGCUUAAAGUAGAUGGCGAAAAUGCAGUAGCUGAAGGCAAUGUCGUUGUGAUGUGGGCUUACAAUAAAUCAUUCGACGGUUCAGUGCAGCUCAAAGUCUGCCGCUGUGAUUUACUUCCAACUUGCAAGGCUUGUGUAAACUAACUGAAAAACAUAAAGACACUCAAAGUAGUAAACAAUAUAGGCAUCGGUCAAUACAUCAACGUAGCACCCCAAACUGAUAUUUUGUUUGAUCUUAUUGGGAGUAGAAGUAAUAAAUAUUUUCCAACAAAAAAGCGUUUGUUCCUUUUUUUAUGGAAUAGGAGGACAAAUGAGCGUACAGGUCACCUGGUGUUAAGUGAUCACUCUUGCAUAUUGGCAUAUUGGUUCGCUCAGAUGUGUCAUUGCUUAAAGUGUUAUACUUCUAAAUUCCUUAAGAGUUAGUCUAUCAAAUGUAAGAAAGUGUUUUAAAAUUUGACCUGCACAAGCCAUAGAAGUCUUAAUAAGAAGGUAUGAUGGAUGUACACACGAUAGGUGACUUUCAGUCCACCAGCCAUUUUGCGAAUAAUUAGUAUCAAUAUGAACGGUAGAGGUGAAACAACGAGCAGCUUAUUGUCAUUUCAUUGGAAUGUAUUGUUUUGAAUAAAUACCUUUUUUAAA